This is a messenger RNA of Xiphophorus hellerii (green swordtail), 1151 nucleotides long. Its product is annotated as P2Y purinoceptor 13-like. Bases 196 to 1146 code for a protein of 316 amino acids. Gene Ontology annotation, biological process: G protein-coupled receptor signaling pathway; negative regulation of adenylate cyclase activity. Gene Ontology annotation, molecular function: G protein-coupled purinergic nucleotide receptor activity. Gene Ontology annotation, cellular component: membrane. Lineage: Eukaryota; Metazoa; Chordata; Actinopteri; Cyprinodontiformes; Poeciliidae. The record is from RefSeq and is a predicted model, not a curated record. The transcript has a single exon.
UCCACAGCUGACGUAAGUCCAGACAAACUCUUCUAAUUUCGUGAUGUUGCUCCGGUCAAAGUAUUUGUCGCGAGGACUCAUUAACAACAUUAGCAAGUCAAUCGGAGAUGAAAAUCAAAUGUCAGUGCUUUGUUUGUUUUUUAUGUGUUUCUGAGAAUUGUUUGAUGCUCCAAUGUUUCCUAACAGAUCCCGAGGAUGUACAGUAACGUGUCAAACAUCUCGGACUGCAGCCCUUCGAGCCUUGACACCACAAAGGUCAUCGUUGCCUGUCUUUUCUUCAUCAUGUUCCCCUUUGCAUUAUUGCUUAACGCGGUCGCAGUGUGGGUGUCUUUCCACCUCCGCUCAGUUUCCACUUUUGUAGUUUAUCUCAAAAACCUUGUGCUGGCUGACCUGCUCAUGACAGCGACCAUCCCUCCCCUGGCAGCAAACCUGCUUCCUGGGGCAAAAAUUCAGAUUAAAGUCUUUUUGUGCUGUUAUGCGGGAAUCAUUUUUUACACUAGUUUGUACACCAGCAUAACCUUGAUGGGUCUUAUCAGCCUGGACCGCUUCUUCAAAAUUGUUAGGCCUUGGGGAAGCACACUGGGACAAAACGUAAUGUUCAGCAAAAUAACGUCCACCUUCGUUUGGGUUGUGCUGUUCGGAGUUACGGCUGUCCCAACUAUAAUUCUAACUGAUGAAACUCCUCGUAAUGACUCGGAAGACAUCUGCUUGUCCCUGAAGGGUCCAGUUGGGUUGACUUUUCACAGGUACGUCGUGAGCUCUAUGGAGAUACUUUUCUGGAUUUGCAGCGUGCUGAUUGUGUCUUGCUACGUCUGCAUCACAAUGAGAGUCCUGCAGUCCUUCAGAAACUCCGGGAGCAACAACGGCAAAGGAAAGAAGAAGACAAAACUACGGGUCUUCGUGGUUCUCCUUGUGUUUUGUGUGUGCUUUGUUCCUCUGCAUAUACUACGCAUUCCUCUUAAUCUGCAGCAAGUUGAUGUCUGCAAUCAAGAAUGGUUGCUCAUAUUGCACGAAUUAGCCAUCUGGGUUGCUUCCACAAAAGUCUUCCUCGACCCGUUUCUGUAUGUUCUCCUGUGCAAAAGCUACAAAAACAAACUGACUGACAUGGUAAAAGGAGCAGGUAUCUGUAUUUUGCACAGAGGGUGAUUGUC